This is a messenger RNA of Apus apus (common swift), 1833 nucleotides long. It is a transcript of the gene SIRT3, whose product is annotated as sirtuin 3. Bases 1 to 1188 code for a protein of 395 amino acids. The record is from RefSeq and is a predicted model, not a curated record. NCBI's taxonomy places the organism in Eukaryota, Metazoa, Chordata, Aves, Apodiformes, Apodidae. Gene Ontology annotation, molecular function: NAD+ binding; histone deacetylase activity, NAD-dependent. The transcript has 6 exons.
AUGACCCGUAACUACUUGAGGCAUUUGCAGGUGCAGCUGGCACAGAGCAGAGCCCUGGGGGGAGACAGAGGCCUGCAGAUGUCUCUGCUAACCCGGGCAGGGCUGUCCCGGGGGGUCUGCACCCCCUGCUCGAAACUUCUGCAAAUUCAGGGGACAGAAAGGAGUUCAUACCCCAAGAGCAGUGCAGAUCGGCUGUGCGAGUGGUCAGCCCCAGCGCAGCACUUCCCACAGUCCCUGCUGGGCUUUCUCUCCCUCCCACGCAGGCUCCCCGGGACCAGGCCCUUCUGCUUCUCUGCCGCUGCCAGAGCCGUCCUGGGCAGGGGCCGGCGGGGAGAUGGUGGUGGGGAGCAGCAGCUCACCCUGCAGGACGUGGCGGAGAUGAUCCGGAGGAAGGAAUGUCAGCGGGUGGUGGUGAUGGCUGGAGCAGGGAUCAGCACCCCCAGCGGCAUCCCGGAUUUCAGGUCCCCGGGGAGCGGCCUCUACAGCAACCUGGAGCAGUACAACAUCCCCUACCCAGAAGCCAUCUUCGAGCUGACCUACUUCUUCAUUAACCCCAAGCCCUUUUUCACUCUGGCCAAGGAGCUCUACCCUGGCAACUACAGACCCAACUACGCCCACUACUUCCUCAGGCUCCUGCACGACAAAGGGCUCCUCCUGCGCCUCUACACCCAGAACAUCGACGGGCUGGAGAGAGUUGCUGGGAUCCCUCCUGACAAGCUGGUGGAAGCCCAUGGCACCUUUGCCACUGCCACGUGUACCGUCUGUCGAAGGAACUUCCCAGGAGAGGACUUCAGGGGGGACGUCCUGGCAGAGAAGGUCCCUCGCUGUCCUGUCUGCACUGGAGUGGUCAAGCCUGACAUCGUGUUCUUUGGUGAGGAGCUCCCGCAGCGCUUCCUGCUCCACCUGACAGACUUCCCCAGGGCAGACCUGCUCUUUGUCAUCGGGACGUCCCUGGAGGUGGAGCCCUUCGCCAGCCUGGCGGGAGCCGUGCGCGGCUCCGUGCCCCGAGUGCUGCUCAACCGGGAGCUGGUGGGACCCUUCGCCUGGCACCAGCGCCACAGGGACGUGGCCCAGAUCGGGGACGUGGUCAGCGGGGUCGAGAAGCUGGUGGAGCUGCUGGGCUGGACCGAGGAGAUGCAAACGCUAAUGCAGAAGGAGAAAAAGAAGCUGGAUGCAAAAGACAAGUAGGGCAGCUGGCUCCCUGCUGCUGGAGAGCAACCCGGGAAGGAGGUCAUGCCUGGCAGGGCAGGGAGCACCAGAGAGGCACAGGAGAGGCUGGCCAGCUCCCAGGCCCGAGGGGAUGCUCCUGGCUCUGUCCAGCCAGCUGGGAGGCAGAGCAGGGGCUCUUGCACACCAAGAAGGAGCUGAAGAAGCCCAGUGCUGAGCUGCCAGCUGGUUCUGCACGUGAAGGCUUUCCUGCCUGAGACCUCAGAGCAGCUGAUGCAGCCGAGUGUGGGUCCCUCCUUGUCUCACCCCUCGGGGCCUGCCAGGAGAGCUCUGCUGUCACCCUGCCAGCCCCACAGGAGCUCCACCAGGGAGCAGCUUGCCCUGGGUCUGCCUGCCCCGAGGUGUCCAGCCCCAGGGGAAUCACUGCAGUCUGGUCCGAGUUCUCCAGCAUCCACCAGCUCCUCCUUGUGACCUUCCAGCUGCUCCAGCCUCGCAGUGUUUGUUCUUCAGAUGAAAUCUCUGCUAAUUAGGGGAUUAAUGCCAUGGGGGGGGGGGGGGCUGCCCCCCAUUCCUGUUCAGGAACACCAGCUCAAGCUGCUGGAAAAGUUUUGAAUCACUGUUAAUUAUUUAAUAAUAAAAUGAGUUCUAAUUCUUUUGCCAAUGUCA